Molecule: messenger RNA, 1993 nt
Organism: Populus nigra (black poplar)
Lineage: Eukaryota; Viridiplantae; Streptophyta; Magnoliopsida; Malpighiales; Salicaceae
Product: mitochondrial-processing peptidase subunit alpha-like
Exons: 13
Coding region: 136-1659 (507 amino acids)
Biological process (GO): proteolysis
Cellular component (GO): mitochondrion
Molecular function (GO): metalloendopeptidase activity; metal ion binding
Source: RefSeq, a predicted model, not a curated record
AUACAAAUACAUUAAAGUUUUCUUUUGUUUAUUUAUUUUUUAAAUAAAUAUAUAAUCAAAGCAAACAAAUAUAAUCAAUCUGGGUUUGAUCUCUGAUAGCAGCUAUCAUCAUCAAAUCAGUAGUAAGGCAUCAUCAUGUACAGAACUGCAGUUUCGCGUCUCAGUGCUCUCAAGGGCGGCCGUAGAUAUCCUACAAGAUUUGCAAGUUCGAGUGCUGCAGCAGCCUUGCAAUCGUCCUCUUCCAGUGGUUUAUUCAGCUGGCUUACUGGGGGAAAGUCCAAGUCUUUGUCACCUCUAGACUUUCCACUUCAAGGAGUUGAACUCCCUUCCACUUUGCCUGAUUAUGUUGAACCCGGGGUAACUAAGAUUACAACACUUGGUAAUGGCUUGCGAAUUGCAUCUGAAACAUCACCGAGCCCUGUGGCGUCAAUAGGGUUAUAUGUUGAUUGUGGCUCAGUGUAUGAGUCACCAGCAACAUUUGGGGCCACUCACUUGCUGGAACGAAUGGCAUUCAAAAGCACAAGAAACCGCAGCCACUUGCGAGUUGUACGAGAAGUGGAAGCAAUUGGGGGCGCUGUGCAAUCCUCAGCAUCUCGGGAGCAGAUGGGAUACACAUAUGAUGCUCUGAAGACUUAUCUUCCAGAGAUGGUUGAGCUACUUAUCGAUUGUGUGAGGAACCCUGUCUUCCUUGAUUGGGAGGUCAAUGAACAGCUUCAGAAGGUGAAAGCUGAGAUCAGUGAAGCUUCAAAGAAUCCUCAAGGUGUGCUUUUAGAGGCGAUUCACUCUGCUGGUUUUUCUGGUGGUUUGGCUAAUCCUCUUUUAGCCCCAGAAUCUUCAAUAGAUAGAUUGAAUGGUUCACUCUUGGAGGAAUUUGUAGUUGAAAAUUAUACUGCUCCUCGAAUGGUGCUUGCAGCUUCUGGUGUUGAACAUGAGGAAUUGGUAGCCAUUGCAGAGCCCCUUUUAUCUGACCUGCCUGAUAAAAAGAGUCCUGGAGAGCCAGAAUCUCUUUAUACUGGAGGUGAUUUUCGUUGCCAAGCUGAUUCAGGGGACCAGAAAACCCAUUUUGCUCUUGCAUUUGGACUAAAAGGUGGCUGGCAUGAUGUGAAGGAGGCUAUUACCUUGACAGUUCUUCAGGUUCUAAUGGGAGGUGGUGGAUCAUUCUCAGCUGGUGGCCCUGGGAAAGGAAUGUAUUCAAGGUUAUAUCAAUGUGUCUUGAAUCGACAUCACAAAAUUCAAUUGUUUUCAGCAUUCAACAACAUUUACAAUCACACUGCCAUAUUUGGCAUCGAAGCUACCACGGAUGCAGAUUUUGCAUCAUCAGCCAUUGAGCUAGCAGUUAGAGAGCUAACUGAAGUUGCUUCGUCUGGUGCAGUUGACCCAGUGCAGCUACAACGUGCUAAACAGUCCACAAAGUCUGCCAUUUUGAUGAAUCUGGAAUCUAGAAUGGUUGUUUCAGAAGAUAUAGGUAGACAAAUAUUGACAUAUAACAAGAGGAAACCUUUGGAGGAUUUCUUGAAGGCUGUAGAUGAGGUUACAUCGCAGGAUAUUACCGAAAUUUCCCAAAAGCUUGUUUCUUCUCCUCUCACAAUGGCAUCAUAUGGAGAAGUUAUCAAUAUCCCAACCUAUGAUGCAGUAAGCAGCAUGUUCAAGUCAAAAUGAUUCUUCCCCUCACAGCAAAUCGGGGGGAGGAUCUGCGACAAACCUACAUUUUUUGUUACAGCCAAUUUGAGUUGGAGUUCAUCUUCAAUGGUCCCUUUCCUUUCUUUAUCAAUAAAUCGGUGAAUCUUUGGCCAGCAGCAUUUGAUAUUCCUGACGUUGCCCUACAGUGCUUUCUUUCCAUACUGGCUUUGUAAUCUAUAUCUUCCCAGUCAUCGUGGAAAAAGAAGAUCAUAUUCUUUUGAGUGACAUUUUAUUGAUGAAGGGAUGUCUCAUGGUGUUGAUUUAUUCGAUUUUGUACUAACGAUAUUGAUUUAUACAAAUAAUUCCAUCACAA